Molecule: messenger RNA, 3303 nt
Organism: Tarenaya hassleriana
Lineage: Eukaryota; Viridiplantae; Streptophyta; Magnoliopsida; Brassicales; Cleomaceae
Exons: 5
Coding region: 354-3194 (946 amino acids)
Source: RefSeq, a predicted model, not a curated record
UCUUGUUACUCUCCGUCCUCGUCAUCUGCUUCUCUCUCUCUCUCUCUCUCUCUCUCUCUCCGUAAUCACUUGUGCUCUUUUCUGGGUUUUCUUCGUUCGUCUAGAUCUCUCUGCGAUUUGUUUUUUUCUUCUUCCUGUUUUGGCUUUUUUCCUUCUCCGCGAGUUCUAAGCGGAGAGAAUCAUGUGCAUUUUCUUUAUCUUGACUCGUUCUCGGUCAUGAUUUCUCGGAAACCUCGUCUAAUUUUCUCCGCGCGUGCAAAUUUUCCAUGAUUCCCGAUCUAUGGUUUUCUACCCCAUGCCUCUCUCCUCCAGAGAAUGUCAAAUGUUUCUCUCCGAUUUCGAGUGAGUGAACCAUGGAUGCAUUUCAUCCGGCUGAUCUAAGUUCGCGCGAUCGAUUUGGUUCCGCGGUACCCAGCUCUCGUGCAGGGAAGAGACAGGUUAAGAAACUCAAGUCUCCGAGGUGUUCUUCUGACUCCAUCUCUUACAGCUGUGACCCUUUGGUUGAAGACACGUUGGCAUUUGAUCUCCGUUGGGCAUCUGCUCACACUAUUGUGGGGAAACCGAUGAAAAGUUUGUUGGCGCAAGAAAUGUCGAAGCAAAAUGAAUCUAAAAGGAAAUCACCCAGCAUUAUAGCGAGGCUGAUGGGUCUCGAUGGGCUGCCAUCUCAGAGUUCUUCCCACAAACAACGCAAGCCAAUGGAGAAUCAGCAAUGCAGGACGAGAGCAUCCGAGAAAGAUCUUGGAGGCAGUGCUUAUAAUGGUGACAGAUCUUUUAGGAAGGGAUCGAAGGAAGAGGGUGAAUUCAAAGAUGUAUUUGAAGUUCUAGAUUCAAAGAAGGUGGAGAGCGGUAGAAACUUGUAUCAGGGAAGGAGUAAUUCUAGUCUCACUGAGGCGGAGAUGGUGUUUAUACGUCAGAAGUUCAUGGAGGCUAAACGUCUAUCUACUGAUGAGAAACUCCGUCAUUCCAAAGAGUUCAAUGAUGCCAUCGAGGCUCUGGACUCUAACAAGGACCUCUUGUUGAAGUUUCUUCAGCACCCAGAUUCAUUAUUCACAAGACAUUUACAUGAUCUUCAAAGCAUUACUCACAAACCUCUCUCCAGCCAAGUACCAUCUCUGAAGUCUACCAAUGGCCCAAACACCGUGGAUAGAAUCAAAACCCAGAAAGCUGAUAGAGAAUUGUUAUGGAAGAGUCACAGGGUGCGUGAUGGUGGUGGUGGUGGUAGUCCUAGCCAUUCUCGUGGUAGGCAUGCCUCUUGUGAUAAUAAUGCAUUCGACUUACCACAGGAGGAGCUGGAAGAGAGAAGUAUGUUACAGCCCACCAAGAUUGUUGUUCUGAAGCCUAAUUUUGGAAAGAUGAGAAAUGCUGAUAGAUCUCUCUCGUCGCCGAGUUCUUCUGAUGAGUUCUUCAGAGCAGAUCGCCGGCUUCCAUGCACGAGCAAUCGAGACUCAGAAAUGUGGGGCAGACACAAAGCUUAUGAAGAUGUCAGCCUGUCGAGGCACAUGACUAGAGAGACCAGAGAAAUGGGCAAAACAGUCAUUAGACAAGUGAAGACAAUUUGUGCUAGCUCUGGUUCCGUGAAUUCUGAGACCUCAAGACUCAGAGGAUAUGCAGGGGAUGAAAGCUCUUCUGGGAGUGACUCUGCAAGUGAAUCAGAGUUAGUCCCGGUAGCUGUAAGAACCAGAACCACUUUUAACCGUAGGAACCACCAAAGAUCUUUGCCUUCCAGAUCGAAUGAAUCAUCCGUGAAUAGGGAGGCUAAGAAGAGACUGUCAGAGAGGUGGAAACUGGCACACAAAUCUGAGCAAGAGAGGGAGAUAUGCAGAAGCAGUACAUUGGCUGAAAUGCUUGCGAUUUCAGAUAGGGAGGCUAGACCUGCGAGUUUUAACGGCCUCAUUUUUGAAGAGGGACUCAGCAAAAGGUUUGAUAACAAUGUUGGAAGAUCUGAGCGGUCAGAACCGAUUGGAAUCAGCAGUAGGGAUGGUUGGAAAGGUUCUUCCUCAAGCAAUCCUUCAAAAUCCAGAACCAUCAUGCAUCAAGAGAGCAAUAGUGGUUACAAGAUUGUGAUACCUAAGGAGACAGUAAGACGAGAUGGGUUAGUUAAGAAGAGUUCUCCGUACGGAGAAGUAUGGUUGUCAGGAAAUUCGAGGCCCAGCAGUAACAAAUCUCAAUCGUCAUACAAUACUUCACCAGAAAUCAACAUCAGCCCAAGUUCGAGCAAAAUCCUCUAUAUGGAUGACGGGCUUGUUGAGCAGAAGCUUCAUGCUGUUAAUGGAUAUACCAGUUUCUCAGCAGAAGCAAAUUCAGACAUUGAGAAUGGUUCGAACUCUGAGGAUACCAAGACCACCUUGUCCUUUGAACCCCCGAAUAUAUCAGCUGCCACCUCGUUAACUGAACCUGAUAUCUCAGGCGGGUCAACCAAGGAGGUAAAUCAGCCAUCUUUCCCUGAAGUACAGUCUCAGGAAAACAAAAAGGAAGGCGAUCAACCAAGUCCAGUUUCAGUUCUUGAAGAUUCUUUCCAUGAUGAUUCUUCAUCCAGUUCUGAGUGCUUUGAGAGUGUUAGUGCUGAUCUGCAAGGGCUCAGAAUGCAACUCCAACUACUCAAACUAGAGUCAAGGGAUUACGAGGAGGGGCCCAUGCUUGUUUCAAGCGAUGAAGAUGCAGAGCAAGAGGAAUCAUCCAGACAAACAAAUGAGAAGUUGAUGACCACCCAGGAAUCUCAACAAGAUUGGAGAUCAUUUUACUUAGUCGAUGUCUUAGCCAACUCCAGGUUCAGUGACUCAGACCCGGAUACUUUCAUGGCGACAUGGCAUUCCUCUGAGUCACCUUUAACUCCAUCACUAUUUGAGGAGCUCGAGAAGAAGUACUCUAACCUAAAACCCUCCACACGGCUAGAAAGGAAGUUCCUUUUCAACCGGAUUAACGAGGAGCUUCUCCAGAUAUUCCAGCAGUUCACAGAUCCACAUCCAUGGGUGAAACCAUCGAGAAUCUGCCCGAAAUGGGAUAUAAACCGGAUCCAAGACGCACUACGCGAUCUGGUGAUGAAUAAAGAAGAGAAACCAAGGAAAGGUGCAGAGGAAAAGGUUCUGGAGGAGAUGGAGUGGCUGAGCUUGGAAGAUGACAUUGAAGUCAUAGGUAGAUAUAUUGAGAAGUUGUUGACAGAUGAACUCAUUGCAGAGCUAGUGGUAGAGAUCUAGAAGAAGAAGAAGAAGAAGCCCUUUUACUUGUCUAGAAAGUCACAUUAUUAUCAUUCAUAUGUAUACUCAACUAAAAUGCAAUAUCUAAUGACAAUGUCAUGCUCAUCAA